Messenger RNA from Penicilliopsis zonata CBS 506.65, 800 nucleotides. RefSeq lists its product as hypothetical. Gene Ontology annotation, biological process: mycotoxin biosynthetic process. Lineage: Eukaryota; Fungi; Ascomycota; Eurotiomycetes; Eurotiales; Aspergillaceae. The annotation marks the transcript as partial. The record is from RefSeq and is a predicted model, not a curated record. The transcript has 5 exons.
ACAUGGGAGGAUUCGGCUUCCUCAAAAGUGAUCCCCGGUAUGACCGGCUAGAGGAGAAAGAGAGCGAGCUCGAGAGCUCUAGUUUAGAACCCUCGUCCGGCCCAUUGAUACUCUCCCACCCCGUUGCACUCGCCAUACACUCCCUUCUGGCUGCGUUGUGGCUAUCUGCGGCGUGGUAUAUCUUCCAUAGCAGAGACUUGAGCGCUCCGGGUCUCCGCGCCCUUGAGUUUGCUCCCGUGGCGACUGCUAUCGAGUAUCAUGAUGUUGUCUUCGAGAUGAGCGGGAUGGGCACGCGAGAACACCCCGUCACGGAGUAUGAGGGGCCUCCGUCGUCGGAGAACAACCUCAAAUGGUAUGAGCUGCUGAAUGCUGGCAUCAUCGCGCUGGACGAGAGCAUGUUCAAAGCAUUGGACCAAGAGACGGAGCCCUCGUCGCCAACAGACAACACGCCUUUGAUCCAUCUUGAGGUGUUUCACCAGCUUCACUGUCUCAACUCGCUGCGCCGGCUGAUCUAUAACACCUCGACUUUUACCACGGGCAUCAACGCAGAGAUGCACAUGGACCACUGCAUCGACUAUCUUAGACAAAGCAUCAUGUGUCACAGCGACGUAACCCCGCUGGUUCACAUCCCCCGUCCUGGAGGCCCGCGACUCGGCGGCGCGCCGUGGAUGCCCAACUUCGCAGUCCGGCAUACCUGUCGCGACUUUUGGAAGAUCCACGCGUGGGCGGCGCAGUAUAAUACUUCGGGCUGGACGAUCGAGGGGUAUCCCAACCAGGGAGUGGAUUUGGCGGAGUAGUAG